AUGGUUUACAAAAGUGAAUAUUCUUUAUAUUCUUCGCCAACCAAAGCCAUACUUUCCAAUGAUAUUAGUCAUCAGCAAACUGUUAGCCAUAACUUAUUCACAAACAAUUUAGUCGAUAAUAAUAAUAAUAAUAAUAAUACAAAAAAUAAGCAAAAGAUAAUCCUAUUGUGGACGACAUUCUUCGGUCAAACCAAUUAUGUUCAGUCAUUAUACGAAUCGUCUAACUGUUUGACUAAAAAAAAUUGUUUAUUUACAUCAAACCGAAGUUAUCUCGUAGACAGCGAUGCCGUUAUUUUUCAUUUGCGUGAUCUGGAUCUCAAAGAUUGGCCACCAAUUCGGACACCAAAUCAACGGUACAUUUUGUUGAAUCAGGAAUCGCCGGCAAAUACGCCGAAAAUAUUGCACAAAAUUGAAGGACUCAUCAAUUGGACGGCCACUUAUCGAUACGGUUCGGACAUAUUUUUGAAUCCCAUAUUUAGACACCGAUCAGAACCAAAUCCAAGUUAUAGAGGCGAUGCUAAUUAUGCACAAAACAAGAGUCGAAUGAUCGUAUGGAUGGCCAGUAAUUGUAGGACUGAUAGCAAUCGCGAGAUGUAUGUCGAAGAACUAAAGAAAACAGUUCCCGUAGAUGUUUACGGCAAAUGUGGUGACAAAGUUUGUUUGCCGAAAAUGUCGCCAAAAUGUUUGGACCAAAUAUCACGAAAAUAUCGAUUUAUUUUGGCCUUCGAGAACUCCAUUUGUCGCGAUUAUAUUACCGAAAAAUAUUUCGAUACACUUCACUACGAUAUAAUUCCCAUAGUUUUCGGUGGAUCUGAUUAUCGAAGUAUUGCUCCACAGAAGACGUCCAUCGAUGCACUGUCCUAUAGUUCGCCCCGACAUUUGGCCAGAUAUUUGUUGUAUUUAAGUAAAAAUCCCAAACAGUAUAACGAAUAUUUCAAAUGGAAACGCGACUAUGAGCUGACUGGACAACACUAUAGUUGCCAAAUAUGCCAGAAGCUCAACGAUCCGACCGAACCGGUCAAAGUGUGGGACAAUCUGGAGCACUGGUGGUUCACCGAAGCCGAGUGUAGAAAAUGGAGUCCAACGAAGAAUUUUCGGUAA
Messenger RNA from Oppia nitens, 1101 nucleotides. Its product is annotated as alpha-(1,3)-fucosyltransferase C-like. Gene Ontology annotation, cellular component: membrane. The transcript is spliced from 2 exons. Gene Ontology annotation, molecular function: alpha-(1->3)-fucosyltransferase activity. The record is from RefSeq and is a predicted model, not a curated record. Bases 1 to 1101 code for a protein of 366 amino acids. Lineage: Eukaryota; Metazoa; Arthropoda; Arachnida; Sarcoptiformes; Oppiidae.